This is a messenger RNA of Amorphotheca resinae ATCC 22711, 918 nucleotides long. RefSeq lists its product as hypothetical. The coding region runs from base 1 to 918 and encodes 305 amino acids. Lineage: Eukaryota; Fungi; Ascomycota; Leotiomycetes; Helotiales; Amorphothecaceae. The transcript has 4 exons. The record is from RefSeq and is a predicted model, not a curated record.
AUGAUUGCUACUAACAAGGAGAAAGCGUCACACAAAAUUUAUAUAGAGAGCAUUCUCGCCGACGCCAGCGGAAAACAGAAGGGUUUUUCUGCUCAGACAAAUGAUUAUCAGCAAUUGGUAAGAGAACUGGUGGCAAAAGACCCUAGCUCAGACACUGCUGGCGAUUCACAGGCUAUUAUAAGCGAUGAAUCCGGCGGGCGGCAGGAGAGGCUGGAGUGGGAGAGGCUGGAGCAGGAAAGACUGGCGAUAACAGAGCAAGAGAGGCUGGAGAAGGAGAUGCUAGAGUGGGCGAGACUAGAGCAAGAGAAGCGUGACCAGGAGAGGUUAGAGUGGGCGAAGUUACAAGAAAGCUUUGCACAGAAGCUACGAGAGCAGGAAAAAAUAGACCAAGAGGAGCAAGAACAGGAGAACCGAGAACAAGAACAAGAGAACCGAGAUCUAGACAAGCGGAGAAUAGAGAGGCAGGGACGCGAGAGGCGAGAACAAGGGAGGUGGGAACAAGAGAAGACAAUUGAGUCAGAGGGAGGUCUAGCAGCAGAAAGAACUGAACCAAGACCCAGGAGACGGCAGGAUCCAACUCCGCUGGCUCAAACGCUAGAUUUGGUCUGGAUCAUGUUCAAGGGUCGAGAACGAGGCGUUUGGAGGACCGCUCACAGGCUCCAUGUUUAUUCCUCUGAUUCAUCCGAGGUCGAGCGAAUAGCGGUCAAGUAUAUAAGGAAGAGAGAGCAGAUAAGGGUAUACGAUACCGACUUAAAUAUUCUGACGCCACAAAUUUGUUUCCAAGCUGCCAUUGCUAACAGAAGCAACAUGCUGCUUUUGAUUCCAGCAAGGGAAAUCGACAUCAAUGAAGAGCUAGAGGCCUCUGUCUCUCAAAUGUUAUCUGAAUCAGACUCGCAAAUAGAGACUGGUAUCCAAUGA